Messenger RNA from Heteronotia binoei (common prickly gecko), 1138 nucleotides. It is a transcript of the gene ATXN7L3, whose product is annotated as ataxin 7 like 3. Gene Ontology annotation, biological process: positive regulation of DNA-templated transcription; regulation of transcription by RNA polymerase II. The coding region runs from base 104 to 1129 and encodes 341 amino acids. The transcript is spliced from 12 exons. The record is from RefSeq and is a predicted model, not a curated record. Gene Ontology annotation, cellular component: DUBm complex; SAGA complex. Gene Ontology annotation, molecular function: transcription coactivator activity. Lineage: Eukaryota; Metazoa; Chordata; Lepidosauria; Squamata; Gekkonidae.
GAACAAAAGGUGUUGUUUUUCUGUACACAGGAGGAUCCCUUCCCAUUUCAGCUUGGCCUGGGCUAUGCUACGUUCUUGGUGUCUUCUUCCUUAGUAUUUGCAAAUGAAAAUGGAGGAAAUGACUCUGUCUGGCCUGGAUAACACCAAGUUGGAGGCUGUGGCUCAUGAUAUAUAUACUGACUUGGUUGAAGACGCCUGCCUCGGUUUGUGCUUCGAGGUACAUCGGGCAGUCAAGUGUGGCUACUUCUUUCUGGACGAGACAGACCCUGACAGCAUGAAGGACUUUGAAAUUGUGGACCAGCCAGGGCUGGACAUCUUCGGCCAGGUGUACAACCAGUGGAAGAACAAGGAAUGCGUUUGCCCAAACUGCAGCCGAAGCAUCGCUGCCUCGCGCUUCGCCCCACACUUGGAGAAGUGCCUCGGUAUGGGCCGGAACAGCAGCCGCAUUGCCAAUCGCAGGAUAGCCAGUAGCAACAACAUGAACAAAUCGGAGAGUGACCAGGAGGACAACGACGACAUCAAUGAUAACGACUGGUCCUAUGGAUCUGAGAAGAAAGCCAAGAAGAGAAAAUCUGAUAAGAAUCCCAACUCGCCCCGAAGAUCCAAGUCUAUGAAACAUAAAAAUGGGGAGCUGAGUGGGAACUUGGACCCGUUUAAGUACAACAACUCUGCUGGAGUGAACUAUGAAACCCUGGGCCCCGAGGAGCUGCGCUUGUUGCUCACCACAGAAUGUGGGGUGAUCUCUGAACACACCAAGAAGAUGUGCACACGGUCUCUGCGCUGCCCCCAACACACGGAUGAACAACGGAGGUCAGUCAGGGUCUACCUCCUGGGACCUUCUGCCUCACUUCCUGAGCCGGAAGGAAGUAUGGAGAACGACAGUUUUGACGUGGCCGAGAGUCAAGCCCUCAUGAACCGGCUGCAGUGGGAUGGAUCUUCGGACAUCUCGCCCUCCGACUCCGCCUCAUCGAAAGCGAGUACAAACAACUCAGAGUCCCGAAAAACCAAAAAGAAGAAGCCUCACAUGAGCCUAGUGGGUGGUGCUCCCGGAAUGAGCUCCAGUAAGAAGAAGCUGAAGCCCAAACCGCUCGCACCUCCGACCCCCAGCCUCUACGACGACAUCAACUGAACGACUUGA